This is a messenger RNA of Amoebophrya sp. A120, 365 nucleotides long. The record is from the annotation of a GenBank genome assembly. Lineage: Eukaryota; Dinophyceae; Syndiniales; Amoebophryaceae.
CUACCUCCUCCGGCGGCAAGCGCGAAGUGAACACCGACCUUGUCGCGACUCGGAAGCGCCGGAGAAUCUCGCUGCAAGGGAUUCGGCCUCCAAGGGUGGAAGCGAAGAUGCCUCUGAAAAAAACUUCUACAGAACAAGUGGCGUCGUCUUCUAGUGCAGCUUCCUCGGCCGCAGUAAAAACGGAACAGAGUACGUCAAUCUUCAGCACGACGCAUAAUGUGAAGACGAAGCUGUCCUCCUCCGUGUCCGUCGAAGUAGAGAACCUCGAAGGUGGAGCAAAUCAAACUGCGAAAAAGCAGGGAAAAGUGCGUACUGGUUCUGAACAAGCAGAUGACGAUGAGUCCUUAUCACAAGCAAAAGUGUAG